AUGGGUCAGUCAUUUGCGUGCUGCAGUAAUAAUAAUGUCGAUAACAACGAUGUCAAAACUAACGACUUCUCCAACAGCCUGAAUAGAUAUAAGCAGGCUGGAGAUAAGAUACAAUAGAUUAUCAAGCUACAGGCCCUGUUUAGAGGCCACCUCACUAGAAAGAGAGUACUGAGACUAAAGGAAUCGACUGGCUAUAGACAGGGUGGAAUGUUCAAUAAUCAUUAAAUGAGUCCUGAUGGCGUAAAUAACUAUGAUAACCCAGAUGUCAUUUAAAUCAGAGAGCAGAUGGGUGAAUUUAAUUAUGAAAUGGAGCCACCAGGUCUAGGCAAAAGAGAAAUGAGACAAAUGGUCACAUUAGAGAAUGGUGCCAGAUACGAAGGAGAAUGGCUUGUCAAAACUCAAAUCAGAUAAGGUCAAGGUAUUUAAAUCUGGCCAGAUGGUUCAAUGUAUGAGGGUUGGUGGAGAGAUAACAAAGCCAAUGGCAAGGGUAGACUUAUUCAUGCUGAUGGUGAUGUUUAUGAUGGUCAUUGGAAAGAUGACAAGGCUCAUGGUUUCGGAGUUUACAGCCAUUUAGAUGGUGCAAGGUACGAAGGAGACUGGAAAGAGGAUAAGUAACACGGAAAGGGUCUCGAAACCUGGCCAGAUGGAGCCAGCUACGAAGGUGACUACGUAGAAGGCAAAAAGCAUGGCACUGGUAGAUUCACCUGGGCAGAUGGAAGUACAUACACUGGUGAAUUUUAAGAAAAUAAUAUCGAGGGUCAGGGAGUAUACGAAUGGUCAGAUGGUAGAAAGUAUGAUGGAGAAUGGAAAAACAAUAAAAUGGAGGGCUAUGGAGUGUUCACAUGGCCUGACGGCAGAAGAUAUGAAGGAUAAUACAUUGAUGAUAAGAAAGAGGGCAAAGGAGUAUUUUUCUGGCCUGACGGAAGAAAAUACGAUGGCGACUGGAAAAAUGGUAAGCAACACGGAGAAGGUACGUACACUUCAGCUACUGGUAAAACUAAAAGAGGAGAGUGGGCAGAGGGUAAAAGAAUCAACUGGCUCAACUGA
Molecule: messenger RNA, 1047 nt
Organism: Stylonychia lemnae
Lineage: Eukaryota; Ciliophora; Spirotrichea; Sporadotrichida; Oxytrichidae
Source: the annotation of a GenBank genome assembly